Molecule: messenger RNA, 249 nt
Organism: Hyaena hyaena (striped hyena)
Lineage: Eukaryota; Metazoa; Chordata; Mammalia; Carnivora; Hyaenidae
Gene: PRLH
Product: prolactin releasing hormone
Exons: 2
Coding region: 1-249 (82 amino acids)
Biological process (GO): feeding behavior; response to peptide hormone; G protein-coupled receptor signaling pathway
Molecular function (GO): neuropeptide hormone activity; prolactin-releasing peptide receptor binding
Source: RefSeq, a predicted model, not a curated record
AUGGGGGCUUUGCAGGCCUGGCUGCUGGGCCUGCUGCUGCUGGGCCCGGCCCUGCGGGGGGCUGCGGGCCACGGCCGCCAGCACUCCAUGGAGCUCCGCGCCCCCCACAUCGAUCCCGCCUGGUACGCUGGCCGCAGGGUCAGGCCUGUGGGACGCUUCGGCCGGAGGAGAGCAGACCCCGCGGGUGCCGUGAGCCAGCCAGCCUGCUCCCCGCUGGGAGGAGGCGCUGAGCCCGCCUGGGACGGGUGA